Molecule: messenger RNA, 1134 nt
Organism: Anoplophora glabripennis (Asian longhorned beetle)
Lineage: Eukaryota; Metazoa; Arthropoda; Insecta; Coleoptera; Cerambycidae
Exons: 2
Coding region: 1-1134 (377 amino acids)
Source: RefSeq, a predicted model, not a curated record
AUGUCUUCGACCAACGAACAUCUUCCCCCUCCAUCAAAACCUAGACUGUCGCCGCUCGAGUUCCGCAACACAGAUCUCGUAUCAAGAUUAUUAGCGGCAACACCUCCGUACCUCUACAACAUGUCGCUGCUGCCGAACACGUACUUCUUCAGCGAGAUGCUCAGGUCUUUCGUCCAAGCGAAAGCAGAGAGAAACUCAGCAGUCCUACAUCCGCCAAUGAGAAGGUCGAGGAAAAGAACCUGGUCGACUACUAGAGCGGAAUGUUACCAGAAAUCAAACGCUGAAACCAAGCCAGAGGAAAAGAUCGAGGAAAAUCCUUUGGAACUCACAAACAAACCAGAAACCUCUGAAGCUUAUCACAACAAAAUGGAAAGCUUCACACCUAAAGUUGAAACCACUGUAUCAGAACAAAUGUACCGAAACCUACAUCCAAGCUUGUCCCAAGAAGGCAACUCGACAAAUUUGGUGCUACCUCCGCCACCACCCAUGUGGUACCCUCCCCUGUACCCCGCCCCACCCUACGGCAUCGACCCAUUACAUUUCUUUAUAGAUUUAAGAGUAUCUGGGCAUAUCUACGACGGGAAAAACCAAAAGGACAGUAUCACGCCUCCAGAAAGUUUCUUACCACCGUCACCCAAGGAGAAACCACAGAACGAACAAGUUCAAAUAAAAAACGAAAGCGAGAAUCUGAACAACAUUUUUAAGCAACCCAGGCACAGCUCUGCCUUUUCUGUACCAACACCAAGUAAAAACAAGGGCAGCCCCAUGAACCUUUCGGAAAGAGAAACCAAGGCGACGAAGUUCGACGUCAAAUCGAUGGGGUUCGACAAGAACACCAACAAAACUAGCACCAACUACAUCAUGAACAAUAUCACCGCCAUCUACAAGAACGUAGGGUGUGACAAAAGCGAGAACAAAGAAUUAUAUGAAAAUGACGAUGUUAAAGAAGAAACUGAAGAAGAACGGGAGAAAAGGGUGAAGGACUUAAGGGCGUUGAUUGGGUUGGAACUGGUUGUGGAUUAUAUGAAGCAGAAGCCAGACAGGGGGCCUCCUAGUGAUUCGCUCAGUUCUACGGAUAUAGAGUCGGUUGGUAGCCCUGCUCUGGAAGUGGUUGCUGUGAACGAUGAAAAUUAA